This is a messenger RNA of Babjeviella inositovora NRRL Y-12698, 1125 nucleotides long. RefSeq names its product Nuo1p (gene NUO1). NCBI's taxonomy places the organism in Eukaryota, Fungi, Ascomycota, Pichiomycetes, Serinales. The transcript has a single exon. Bases 187 to 738 code for a protein of 183 amino acids. The record is from RefSeq and is a predicted model, not a curated record.
CGUACACACCCAAUGUCUGACACCGUAUACACCGACCAGAAGUUGGUUACCACUGAAUAUGAAGUAAGUAUUAAACUGUGCGCCAUCGAUCCUCAUGCUGGGGGAUGAGAUGGGCAAGUCACGAUGCAAUUACUAACAAGGUAGUUAAUUGACAAAGAUCCUCACAUUGGCCGUGUCCUCAAGUUUAUGAGAGCUACUGACUACUUGGAGUGGGGUGCCAUGACCGUCUUGGCUCCAGUUCUUUACAACGUUGCGGCUCUCCAGCACGAUGGCAGAAAGAAGUUCUCCAUGCCUGCCGGUAGACCAUUGAGAGCUUCGCUCUUUGUUGGGUUUAUCUCCGGUUUCUUCAGCGCCUAUGCGCACACCGCAAUGAGAUUAAGCGGUGUCAGAGAAAACGCCAGAGAGGUUAAGAUGGACAGAUACGAGAUCAAAAAGGCUUUAAGCGAAUACAGAUUGCCAUACGGCGAACCAACCAUGGCUCCGCACUCCCAGAAAACCGCCACCAGAGCGUCCUCUUACUCUUGGAAGAUGAUUGAUGUGUACCCAUCAUUCAACUGGUUCAACCACCCAUACCAUACCGACGACUUCUCCAAGUAUUAUGACGUCAGAAAGGGCGAAGAAGACUGGGGCUUUGACAGUCUCCCAACCAUCUCCGAGAUCAAGAGAAAGAUUGCGGCCGGGAAGGAGCACCCCCAAGAUUUCAUUGACAAGACCAAGGAGUACUUGUGGAAGUACUGAGCUCCCCCACCCUAUGAUGUAGAUGAAGAAGACCUAUGUUCUGCGGGUGCCUAGGAGUUGGACCCCAAACAUCCUACCCUAUUUAUUUUCUUACGCCAUGCUCUUCUUGGUUUACGUGUAUAUUUGCAUUUUAUAUUAUUUAUUAACGUCAACUUUUCGAAAAUAAAUCAAGGGAUCGGUUUUGUCAACCGGCGGAGGUUGAUAGAGCCGAACUUUAUAUCCAACAGCCUAGUUACGCGGCUUUUUUUUUUUGGUUGAGCUGUUACUAUUUUCUACAGGGGUUUGAGAUUUGAAAGCGAUCUGUCACAACACAAGUGCUACAACCCCUGCACUUUUUACCUGGGCUGAUAUUCGCCCCUUUAUAUUAUAUAACUUAUAAUAAGGCAG